Messenger RNA from Saccharomyces paradoxus, 342 nucleotides. RefSeq names its product Mgr2p (gene MGR2). The transcript has a single exon. The record is from RefSeq and is a predicted model, not a curated record. Gene Ontology annotation, biological process: protein insertion into mitochondrial inner membrane; protein import into mitochondrial matrix. Bases 1 to 342 code for a protein of 113 amino acids. Gene Ontology annotation, cellular component: TIM23 mitochondrial import inner membrane translocase complex. Lineage: Eukaryota; Fungi; Ascomycota; Saccharomycetes; Saccharomycetales; Saccharomycetaceae.
AUGCCUCCUCUUCCACAAAAUUAUGCGCAGCAGCAGCCUUCGAAUUGGGACAAAUUCAAAAUGGGGUUGAUGAUGGGUACCACCGUCGGUGUUUGCACAGGAAUCCUAUUUGGUGGAUUUGCCAUCGCAACUCAAGGCCCAGGUCCUGAUGGUGUGGUUAGGACACUAGGGAAAUACAUUGCUGGUUCAGCAGGUACUUUUGGGUUAUUUAUGUCUAUCGGCUCUAUAAUCAGAAGUGAUAGCGAACUUGGUCCAAUGCCCAACCCUAACCUGAAUCUACAGCAACAGGCGAGACUUGAAAUGUGGAAGCUUCGUGCCAGAUAUGGUAUACAUAAGGACUAA